Molecule: messenger RNA, 1251 nt
Organism: Austrofundulus limnaeus
Lineage: Eukaryota; Metazoa; Chordata; Actinopteri; Cyprinodontiformes; Rivulidae
Product: protein scribble homolog
Biological process (GO): neurotransmitter receptor transport, endosome to postsynaptic membrane; establishment or maintenance of epithelial cell apical/basal polarity; cell-cell adhesion
Cellular component (GO): postsynaptic density; adherens junction; basolateral plasma membrane
Molecular function (GO): protein kinase binding
Source: RefSeq, a predicted model, not a curated record
CUCGUGGCCUCUGCUGUAGAGCAGCUAAGCGGCGGUGCUCCAGCUCGAGCCUAGCCCAGCCCCCCACACGCCAAACCGGCCUGCCUCAAUUUAACGGGGAGGUAAGCGCGGUUGUUGCCGAAACUCCCGUUCUCUGCUGGGAUUUUUUUACCAACGCUGGUUCAAACGAACACUAGAUUUUUUUUAUUCUUACUUUUGGAGUGUCGACACUACAUAAGGUUUGCCAGUGUGUUUUAAUUGUAUUUUACCAAACCCGUGUUGGCUAAUGGCACCUUGGCACAAAGACGUYCAAUGAGCCGAUGUUGGCUAACUCUAAACUAGCCUGCUAACAACACCCGCCGAGGACGACGAGCACAUCAUUCACACACUCGGAUARUCUCCGCUGACUCUCACCGUGUAAGGUGUUGGCUUCUUGCUCGUAGCCGUUUAUCUCUACUGUCAUGACGGAAAUGGUUGUUUUCGGUCAGCGCUCAUGACUACGGAGGUUGAAGCGGCUUUUCUGCGUCGCUGCUGGGGUUUUGGAUGUCAUAUSUGCAGCUAGCCUCGGCGGAGCUUCGGGCUGAUUCGAGGAUGGUGCUAAAGACAAGCUAACGUCGCUCUGCGUGAAAAAGUGAGCGCAAGAAAGUGAGGAAACACUUGAGCCCAGUGGGAGUGCUCAGUUUUGUUUAUGUUAAUCGCAAUUCCGGACUGGAUGACGGCUGGGACGAGCCUGUCGAUCGUAAAAAACGAGUCUAAUGAACCGAGAUUGUGGGAUUAUAUAUCGCUAACAGAUCGAAGGGAUUAUUUUGUGUCUCUUAAGUGGAUUUCGGCCUCCUGUUUCGGAUCAUCGUGGGGACCGCACAGUAGGUGCUUUGACAUUGAGUGAGCCCCGCUCCCGUAAGGAGCAACCACCGCUCUCCCCGGCGACCUUCCACACCCUCUGAUGCGGAGGUUCCAGUAAGCACCGGCAACCAGACCCUCCACGGCGGCCGGACAUGCUGAAGUGUAUCCCUCUGUGGCGCUGCAACCGCCACGUCGAGUCCGUGGACAAGCGGCACUGUAACUUAAAAACGGUCCCGGAUGAAAUCUUCCGCUACAGUCGCACCCUGGAGGAACUUCUCCUCGAUUCCAACCAACUCAAAGAGCUUCCAAAGCCUUUCUUCAGACUACUGAACUUACGGAAGCUCGGCCUGAGUGACAAUGAGAUCCAGAGACUUCCUCCUGAGGUGGCCAACUUCAUGCAGCUGGUGGAACUGGACAUCUCCAGAAAUG